Messenger RNA from Oncorhynchus gorbuscha (pink salmon), 3320 nucleotides. Its product is annotated as isthmin-2-like. The record is from RefSeq and is a predicted model, not a curated record. The transcript has 6 exons. NCBI's taxonomy places the organism in Eukaryota, Metazoa, Chordata, Actinopteri, Salmoniformes, Salmonidae. Bases 350 to 1999 code for a protein of 549 amino acids.
UGGAUUAACGCGUCAGAGAUAACGCAAACAGGCUAUUCUCAACUCCAGAUGUCAAUGUAUUGGAAGAAAACACUCACCCAUCCAUAAGGAAGUGUACCCAACUAUUUCUAGUUGAAUAAACCGUUCACCGGUGCGCACUGAGAGAGUGCGUGGUUGUGUGUGUCUUUUGUACUUAUAGCCCAAGUUGGUCUGGUUAAAUGGGGAGGCUUAAAGAACCUAGACAUUGACCUAGACGCAACAUAUAGGCAGGCAGGCAGACAGACAGUGAAAGGAGAAAUCAGUCGCUUUGAGAGUCUGAGUGGUCAGAGUUGCGUCGAAGUGCGGCAGAGGGAUAUGGAUUGUGCUUCGGAUGCCGUCGGACAUCAGCGCGCAUCUCUAUCAAGAGGAAGACUCUAAAGCUGUUGCUGCUGGUCGAAUAGAUGACCUGCUCGUAAGGAAACAAGUUCUGGAAAAGAGAAGCUCGGAUGAGGACAGAAAACAACGUUUCUCUCGCUACCUAAAGAAUAUACAAGUUAGGGAUAAAUUGGAUAGAUUGGGGACUUCAAAUUACUUGUUAGUUGUCACUUCAAUGGAGAAAAUGAUUCAAGUCGGAGGGAGAUGUCUGACAAUAUUGAUGAUCUUUUUAGUACUUUUCGUUGGAUUGGUGAUGGGCUUUCCCACCAAACAGCACAAUAAACUGCAUAACGGCGUGUCUUUGGAGGCUCGUGCUCAGUCGCCCGCCAGUGGGGUCCAUCGUGGACCGGAGGCCCUGGAGCAGCAGAACCAGGUCCAGAGCCUCCUCCCCCCUGACAUGGAGCACCGCCACAAGAGGAGGUGGUCUCACUCUCAGCAUCGCUCCGUAGGGGUUCUGCCCCAGCCUGAGCCAGAGGAGGAGAUUAAACCCUUCGUUCUGGACCUCAAGAACUUCCCUGAGCUCGCCAAUGCAGACAUCAGCUCUCAGAACCCCAACAUCCAGGUGACCAUUGAGGUGGUGGAUGACCCUAACAUAGAAGUGGAGAUGGAUCUGGUAACGGACGAGGACUGGAUCCCUCCUUCCUCCCCUUCCACUGUAGACUGGCUGGGCGGUAAGAAGCUGUUCUGGCCCCUGUUCUGGGGCUACACAGAUGCUGACUCCAGUGAGGAUGGAACUGGCCGCUCAGGGCUGGAGGAGACUGAAGAGGAGGAGGACGAUUACCUGUUGGAGUAUGGUAGUGAGGAGCCCCUCCCAAGUGGAGUGGGGGGAGACUGGGACAGUCGCUGGAACGAGGGUUGGGACGCCACUCAUAGCUACUAUGAGGAGGGGACGGAGGAGUGGAGUGCCUGGUCUCUGUGCUCAGUCACCUGUGGUCAUGGAGAGAGGAAGAGGACACGGUCCUGUGGUUACAGCUGCACCCUGACAGAGGCCACCAAAUGUGACAUGGAGCCUUGUCCAGACGCUGUCAACACAGUGGCUGAACCUUUCCCCUUCGAGAUGGAGAACGGCACUGAACCGUUUGGCACAGAUGUGGACACCUGCGAGAAGUGGCUGAACUGUAAGAGCGACUUCCUCCAGAGAUACCUCAACCAGGUCCUUUCAGAACUACCCAGCUGCCCCUGUGCCUACCCCUCGGCCGCCGCCUACACCGUGGUCAGCGCUUUCGACGAGGGACACGACCGGACCUUCCGUUGGCAUGACGCCAGUGGCCCUAAAGAACGCCUGGACAUCUACAAACCCUCUGCGAGGACUUGCAUCCGCUCGGCCCUCUCCAGCGAUGUCACUACGCUCGGCGCCCAGCACUGUUGCUACGACGACCGUGGCUGUCUGAUCACACGGGGCAAGGGUGCAGGAACGCCCAACCUGAUCAGCACGGAUUUCUCCCCGGAGCUCCACUUCAAGGUGGACGUGCUGCCCUGGAUCCUGUGUAAAGGGGACUGGAGCCGCUUCCACGCGGUGCGGCCGCCCAACAACGGCCUGGUCUGCCCGGAGAACCCCCACCUUGACGUGUUCAUGAACGAGCUGGAGGAGGCCCGGGAAUACUGAGAACACACACAGCAGCCAAAACUACACUACCCAGAAUUCACCCGUACAGUGGGGCCCAAUCCUAACUUGAGAAGGGAGCGCGUGUAGGACUGUUUUGCAUAGCUUUUUGCAUUUUGCAUAUAAGAAGGUAUGGCGGUUGCAAGGUUGAGGUGCAAGUUGAUUUCAAGUUAGGAUUUGGCACAUUAAACACCCUGUGACCAGACCCAACAGAACAGAACUGAACUUCAUUGAACUGAACAACAACUAAAAAGACGCAGUCCUGUCAAUGCUUGCCGACGUGUUUCGCAUCCAGCAUGGUACCAAGCUCUCUGUCUCUCUCUCUCUCGCCGUCUGUCCAUGACAUUGUCGUCUAGCCUGUUGGUGGCUUGUUGUAGGUGUUGUGGCUCUGUGUGACUGACGAAAGCAACAUAAACAUCCCAAAUGUACUUCCUGAUUUGAUUUUGCUGUGCGAGAUGUUUGAUACUGUAGUAAGUCUUGUUUUGAAAAGGGGAUUGUGGAAUGUGUCAUGCCCAACACAUGAAUAUAGUCAUAACUAUGCUGCUAUGGGAAGAUGAAGUUAAAUAGGUACUGGAUGGAGAUAUAUGAUUGAACAAACAUGAAUUUGCUGAAAGGUUAUUCUUAAAAAAUAUAAUCUAAAGCUGAGGAGAGAAUUUGGUCUAAAGAAAUAAGUUUACAAGCACGAACAACCACACCAUGCACCUCAUGCUCGUUCCUGAUAACAUGCCAACAGAACAACAUCUUAGAAGCUUGGAGGUGGAGACAGUCUUCUGGACUGAACUUCUCGUCCUCUGUUUCAACAAUGACAGUUUGAGAACCUUCAAUCAUGGAUGUUUCUACAGUUUUCUCAGGGGGACUCAUAUUGUUAGAGAUUAUAGCCCAUACGUACCUCAACAGUGGAGCAGCAUUGGGAACCACUACUUCAGAGUGCACUUCAGAGUGCACUUCGGACUGUACUUCAGAGCGCACAUUAAAGAUGAGAAUGGUACCUGUUACGGGAACGAAAAAGUUGGAUCUACAGUGUAAAUGGAUGAAGAGCGGAUAAAUACAGUAUUAAUUCAGAUAAAGUUAUGAAAUGAUGCUUUGUGCGGUUUUUGGCAAGCCAUUUUUUCUGUCAAUGUAAUUAAAGUUGAAUAGCUGUUCUAUUCCAUUGCGAUAUGUUGCAUUGUUUUUGCAAAGACUUCGUAGGAGUGGGAACUGUUGGCUUGAAGUCUUAACAUUUAUGCUCCAAACCUCUUUCAGGAAUUCAGUUUUUUUUUAUGUGUGCAAACAUGCAUUACAUUUUUAAAUCACAUGUUGUUGUUUUUUAAAGGAAGGCACUUUA